Molecule: messenger RNA, 635 nt
Organism: Medicago truncatula (barrel medic)
Lineage: Eukaryota; Viridiplantae; Streptophyta; Magnoliopsida; Fabales; Fabaceae
Exons: 5
Coding region: 93-443 (116 amino acids)
Source: RefSeq, a predicted model, not a curated record
GCCGUCGCCUAACUAACCUGGCUCAGUUUAGAGAUUAGCAUUGUAAAAGAUUGAAAAACAGAGAGAAGAAGCAGAGGAAUUUGUAUCGAAGAAUGGUCGAGUCUGUUAAAGUAAACGAGUUGGAAGUCACCUUAAAGCCUUUCUAUCGAAGAGCUUCUGAAGCUGAGGAACGCUUAUCUAGACUUGAAGCUGCCAUCAAUAGUAGAAAAGAUACCGAGAGUGGGGAACAAUUGAAAGUGGUUAAUGAUCUACAGUCAAAGCUAGAAGUUGCGAAUGCUGAGUUAAUUUCAGAAAAACGGAAGGCUCAGGUGCUUGCUGCAGAAAAUGAAAAACUUCAAUACCGUAUAAUUCAUCUUCUGCGAUCACUCAAGAAUGCUGAUCUGAAAUUAGAGCAAGUCAAAGCACAGGAACAGCUAGAGAGCUUGAAAUUGCGAGAUUCUUAAACUUCUGAUCUCAAAUAGGCUACUGCUCGUUUGUAUUUUUUAUUUUUUUUUGGUUUAAGUAUACUAUGUGUUCUUGAUGAUACUGAAUAUGUUUGGCCUUGCUGGUUUUAGCAAUAUAGAAUUCAGAUUUUUUGAUUGCCUUGUAAAUUACUUAAAUUGCAAUGCUCGAUCGAUAUUUUUAUUUUUUUUCAA